AUGAGGCCUCCUACUAUCCUCAAGUACCUACUCCUGUUCAACAUAUUCCUGUUAUCCCUUUCGGAAUGCCCGCAACGCUGCCAAUGUGACCGAAACGCGGUACGAUGCCUGCACCAGGGUCUACAAGCGAUUCCUAAGACACCGCAAGAGGCCCACACUUUUAACAGGAAUCUAGGAGCAAUUCGAUACGUCUUAGUAUUCACCGCGCAGUCUUCCGAAGACGGAAGAACGUCUAUGGGUAUUACGAGUAUUUGUCCGGAUUUAAAUUAA
Messenger RNA from Pieris macdunnoughi, 270 nucleotides. Lineage: Eukaryota; Metazoa; Arthropoda; Insecta; Lepidoptera; Pieridae. The record is from the annotation of a GenBank genome assembly.